CCAGAUCCGCAUACACCUUUGCAUCCUCUUUACCUCAACGUAGACUCACUUACUCGCCACGAUGGCCGACGUCGAGCCUAUCCAGGAGCAUGAGGACAUGGUACACGCUGUAGAGGAAGAAGCACAAGUCCAUCAGCACGAGGAGCAUGAUCCCACUACGGAGAAUGGGAACGGCGUUGCAAUCAACGAUCAUGCCGCUGAUGGGGAGAUCCAUGAAGAGGAUGGUCAUGCAGGCCUCGAUGCACCGAAGGAAGCCAAGGCGGAUGCGAAGAAGCCUACAAUCAAGGCAGCAGCUGGUGAGAAACCUGGGACUCAUCCGGUGAAGAAGGUCCUCAGCUCUGGGACUUUCGGUUCGGGUGCAAUUAAGCCAACCCCUGCACACCGGACUAGUGUAUCGGGUACGACGGCAUCGACAGCAUCGACAGCACCAAAGCGUUUGUCAACUGCUGCUGCACCUGCUGCGGCGACAGCAAAGACUGCAGCACCAAAAUCUGCGACAACGCCAACGAGCGCAACGUCUGCUACUGGUCAUGCACGACGCCCAUCAGCAGCACCAGCAGCACCGCCACCCGCAGGCGCAGCUAAACCUCGUUCUUCCGUUCUGUCUUCGUCAACAUCUUCUGUUCUUGGGAAACAUACUGCGCCGUCUAGCAAGCCUACAUCGACUGCUGCCGCGGCUGCGAAACCCGCGCCCAAGACGUCCUUGUCUAGCACCACGACAACGCGCAAGGCUCCGUCACCCACUCCGAGCGCGACCUCUGCUAUCUCUCGUCCUCGGGCCGCAGUUAGUAUCGAAGCAAAGAAGCCGACGACGACUACGCGGUCUAGCUUGACACCGUCUACUGCGCGCACUACAGCGGCUCGGCCAAGUACUAUCCAUGCCACAGCCCCAUCCAAGGAGCUGGAGGAGAAGUUCCAGCAUUCCCUUGCUGAUCUUGCAAGCAAACAGGAGCAGAUCACCGCCUUGGAAGCACAACUGGCUGAAGUAAAGGCAGAGCUGGAGACCCUGAAGGCGAGCAGUGACAAGAGCGAAGACAUCGAGCAGUUGAAAACCGAGCUCGAAGCUGCUCAUGCCGAGUCCUCCUCCACAAAGGAGCAAUUAGCUGAUCUUCAGGCCGACCUUGAGGCCGCCCAUGAGCAGCACGCCUCAGAGAAGGAGUCCGCCACUGCUUCUGCGCAGGAAGAGUGCGCCAAGCUCCAAGACGAACUUGCCAAGGUUCAGGAAGAGCUCUCUACCAUCCAGGUCGAGUCAAAUCAGCAUGCGGAGCUUUCUGCAACUCAUGCAUCCGCUCUUGCCGAGGUAAAGGCCGCGCUUGACGCUAUCGCCAAGGAGCGCGAAGGCAUCCAGAAAGCGAGCGAGGAGGCUGCAGCAGUCGCUCUCACGGAGCAUGCGGAGCUGUUGAAGCUUCAAGAUACUCUGGCGACGGUCCAGGCAGAGGAGACACGCCUGGCUCAGGAGCGUGCUGCCGCUCUGGCCGAGUCUGUCUCACGGGUGACCGCUGCCGAAGAAGCCCGUGCUGCUCUCGAGAAGCAACUGGAAGAAUCCAUCCAGAAGCUGACCGAGACUCAAGUCGAGCUCCUGGAAGCGCGGGAGACUGCCGAGGUCGAAGCAGACAAACGCGCCGCCGAGUUGGUAGAAGCCCGAGAGGCACACAAGAAGGAGGUGGAGGCGCUGAGCGCUGAGCUAAAGUUGGCGAGAGCGGAGGCGGAGAGGAACAUGACGGAGAAUGAGACAAAGUUCCAGACGCUGAUGGACGAGCAUUCCGCUGCUCUCCGAUCUGCCCAGGAUCUGGCAUCGGGGAAGCUCAAGGAGGCAGAAGACGCCUUGGCCGCGCUCAAGCUAUCCUCUUCGACAGAAAUCGAGGCCAAGAUGGCAGAGGCAGCUGAGCAGCUGAACAAGGCGCGUAUCGAGCAUGAACGGUCUGUCACCAACCUGAAGGACGAAGCGGCGCUGGCGAAGGAGACGGCACUUGCGGAGCUGAAGAAGCUCCAGGAGGAGAAGGACGCCGAAGCGCUGACGAAACAGGAGGAUCUGCAGGCGCGCAUUGAUCAGGCUGAGAAGGACAGGGAGAACUUGAGGGUGCAGCAUGAUGAGACUCUGCAGACCGAGCGCGAGGCCGCGGUAAAGCGGCUUGCCGGGGUGGAGGAGACGUUGGCAGGGGUGAGGAAGCAGCUUGAGGAUGAGGAGAAGCGGUAUGCGGGCAUGCUGGAUGAAGUCAAGCUUGAGCAUGCUGCGUCUCUACAAAAGGUGUUUGAGGAAGCGAAGAGCGCAGCGGACGCAGCUCACGGGCAAGACCUGAGCGCCAUCCGCGCUCAGCAAGCAGCGACGAUCGACCAGGUGAAACAACAGUUCGGACUGCAGGUCGAGGAGCUCAAGUCGUCCAUGUCCGAAGCGCACCAAGCGGAGCUCUCGACUCUCACCAAGGACCUGUCCGCUCUCAAGCUGGAACUCGAAGCCGCGCGGGGUGAUCUGGGUAAGACGAAGUCUUCCCGGGACGCGCUGGCUGGGGAACACGAGGCGCUCAAGGCCCGGCUGGGGGAGGUACAGGCAGAGCUAGAAGCAGCAGAAGCCGGCAAAGUGCCCGACGUGCGCGGGGAGCUGCAGGCCGCGCAGCGGGAACUCGGAUCUGUCAAGGACGACCUUCAGGCUGCGCAGGACGCGCUCAAGCAGUCUAACGAGAUGUUCAUCGUGCAGAUAGAGGAGCUCAACAGGCAGCAUGAUUCCCUCUUGCGGGAGGGGGCGGCCGCCAGGGGGGAGGAGAGCGCGAAGCUCAAAGCGGAGUGGGAGAGGGAGAAGAGUGCGUUACAGGAGCAGCUGGAGAGGUUGAAGCAGGAAGUGGAAGAUGAGCGCGAAGCAAAGGAACGCGCGCUCGCUACUAGCGCUGCAGCAGUAUCGACGCCUCCAAUGUCCCCUCGCCGAAAACAGGAGAGCCAAACGCAAGCGACCGUCGACCACAGGAAAGACCUAGCAGAGCUGCACAGCGCGCACCAGCAAAAGCUUCUCGAGCUGGAACAGGCGUACGAGAAGGAGAAAUCACUCGCGUUGGAGGAAAACGAGAGCUUGAGAAGGGAGAGAGAUGAUGCGCUUGCUGAGGCUGGGAGGGCGAAGAUGGAAAUUGGGUUUGUGGAGAGUGAGAGGGAUGAUGCGCUGGAUGAACUUGGGCGGUUGAAAGAGGAGGUUGAGGCCCUGCGUGCUCCUUGAACCGAAUUCCGAAGUGCGAAACCUUUGUCAACUGUUCUUGUCUCCCCCACUGCCUUCUCUUGCUUUCGCUGCGUAUGCGUCGGAUAUCCGCACUUUAAGAUACACGAUCGCCCCUUUUACUUGCUUGUUCUUAUGCCCAAUACCUUCAAAAGGGAUCUAAGAUAAUGCACAUUUGUUGUGUGAUUAUUCCUGUUACGUAACUCUUCCCUGGAUGACUGAAAUGUCACUGACACUCAUUCGGUGAAGUAUCACCGAACUUUUUAUCUUUCAUUCCGCAUUCUAAGUGUCAAUGAAAGGGAAUGUGCUGCAAGGAGGGAGAUGGAAAUGUGAGAACGGGUUAUUCACCCGGGAAGUAUCCCCGCUACAAUUUUAUAGCCAAUGGGUAUCCUUAUACAAUUUCAGUCAGGUUGCCCCACCACCCUUCUAGUCCUCGUCGACGUCGUUCAACCGACACACCCAACUAACGCAGAGCGAUGAAAGUCCUUAUAAUAGGUGCAGGGAUCGCAGGGCCUAUCCUCGCACUUCUCCUCAAAGCUAAAGGAUUCACUCCGGUGAUAUACGAAGCAGAGGCCUCCCUUUCCCUGGGAGGAGCUUCUGUCCAGCUUUCUCCUGUCUCGUUCAAAGUGCUCAACGGCCUCCAGCUCGCCCACCGCGCACUGGCUGUGGCGCAACAGAUAGACACCCUCCAAUUCCAGAGUCAGGUGCUUCAGCGCACCCUCUUCACCUCCUCCGUCCCCUCAGAAAUCCGGGCCGAAACCGGCUGGCCCAUGGCACACAUCAAGCGCUCUGUGUACGUCCAGCUGCUGCUCGAGGCAGCGGGGGAACGCAGGGUGCCGGUGCUGUUUGGGAAGCGGGUGGUGAGGGUGGAGCAGGGUGAGCAAAGGGUUUGGGUCGGGUUUGAGGAUGGGACGUGUGCGGAAGGGGAGCUGCUCGUGGGGUGUGAUGGACAGGAUAGUAUGGUUAGGAGACUCGUGUUUGGCCAGUCGGAAAAGGAGUAUCAGGGGAUAAUCGUUAUCGGCGGCAUCGCUCCCUGUCCCCCUCCUCCUCCUCCUCCAGCAA
Dacryopinax primogenitus is the source of this 4261-nucleotide messenger RNA. RefSeq lists its product as uncharacterized. The record is from RefSeq and is a predicted model, not a curated record. The transcript is spliced from 11 exons. NCBI's taxonomy places the organism in Eukaryota, Fungi, Basidiomycota, Dacrymycetes, Dacrymycetales, Dacrymycetaceae. The coding region runs from base 62 to 3202 and encodes 1046 amino acids.